AUGUCCGGAACCAACAAGGCCAACCCGUCAAUCUCGGGAGCAGUGGAGUCCUUGUUCAAAAUUCGGAAUGCUGAAUUGGUUCCUUCACAGGAGUUCAAGUGGAAAUUUGUAUUGGAUGACUGGGAAUUUCAGUACCCAACUAUUGCAUCUAAUCCCUUUGGAUCAGAGGAUGAGACUGACAGAGGGGAAAAGCGAAUCCAAACUUCAUUUGGCCUGUUCAAAACUAAUGGUGUUAUGGCCAGUGAUGAAUAUGGGGGCAAGUUCCGGCGCUUCAAAAUCAAAGCAUACGGGAGCAUGAACAAGGACGAUACAGAGGCUGUCAAGGCGCAUCUGGAGAAGGGAGGUAUAAUGGUAGGCAGCUUCAGAAUAUCCCACAACUACUUCAGCCUAAGUCCUGGGCAAGUGUACGUCUACGACACUGACAAGGCAAUCACGCACGACAAGUCGGGCCUGCCGGCGUCGCACGUGGCGAUGAUGAUUGGCAUCGGCCACCGGCUGACAGCGUCCAAUCGCUUCAGCCGGCACAUGGUGAUGCAGAACAGUGAGGGCAAGCUGUUCGGGACCAACGGCAUUGGUAGGAUUGGGAAGAGGCAGACGCUCAGGAAACUCUACUGGAUCGAGGUUGAGGGGGUGGAGCCGAGAGCAGCGCCUACCACCACCCCACGCAAGCUCCGACGCCACCGCUGCUACUACCGCCGCCGGGCAAGGAAGGAGAGUGAUGCGCAGAGCGAAGCAUCGUCUGCUGGUAUCUGUGAUGUGAUGCAGUGGGCGUAGAGACGCCGAUGGAGAGACUUGUUAGCUGUGCUGCUGACAUUUGCAGUAGCAUAGUUUUUGUAGAGCAUGCUGUGUAGAGAUUGUUGCUGCGUUUUGGCCUUUUGGGAGUUGGUGAGAGAGAGAAAUGCUGCAGCGCUCGCAGACAUAGUCGCAGAACAAAACUCUCGGCUUCAGCCAUGUUGGUGCAGGUUAUUCAUUUCUGAACAUGAUAGAUGUCCAAAACGCCUUUAACUCUUCUUUUUUUUCCCCUGGUGAGAUGAGCAGCAAAGACAUUGAUAGAGCAUUUACAUAUUUAGUUGC
Molecule: messenger RNA, 1074 nt
Organism: Panicum virgatum (switchgrass)
Lineage: Eukaryota; Viridiplantae; Streptophyta; Magnoliopsida; Poales; Poaceae
Exons: 3
Coding region: 1-774 (257 amino acids)
Source: RefSeq, a predicted model, not a curated record